Molecule: messenger RNA, 2305 nt
Organism: Cuculus canorus (common cuckoo)
Lineage: Eukaryota; Metazoa; Chordata; Aves; Cuculiformes; Cuculidae
Gene: TXNDC9
Product: thioredoxin domain containing 9
Exons: 5
Coding region: 210-890 (226 amino acids)
Biological process (GO): microtubule cytoskeleton organization
Cellular component (GO): cytoplasm
Source: RefSeq, a predicted model, not a curated record
GAGCUCAUCAGGAUCCAGGCGGGCGGCCGUCGUCCGGAGCGGCCCCGCGGGGUCGGCCGGGCCCGCAGCGCCCGCCCUGGCUGAGUGGGGCGGGCCCCCUCAUCCCCGGGAGCGGGACUGGAAGCAGGGCCUUGGCUGCUUGGGAAACAGCAGUGACAGGAGACGAGGAAAUGGCAGAGAGCUCUGAAGAGAACACUUUCUAGUUAAAGAUGGCUGCUGACACCUCUGUUGAAAUACUACAAAAAGUUCUGGAGAAUGAAAUACUUCAGACUACCAAGGUUGUGGAAGAACAUCUGGAUGCUGAACUGCAGAAGCUGGACCAAAUGGAUGAAGAUGAAUUAGAACGCCUUAAACAAAGGAGGCUUGAGGCAUUAAAAAAGGCCCAGCAGCAGAAACAAGAGUGGCUUUCAAAAGGGCAUGGAGAAUACAGAGAAAUCCCAAGUGAGAGAGACUUUUUCCAAGAAGUUAAAGAAAGUAAAAAUGUGGUUUGUCAUUUCUAUAGAGAUACAACUUUCAGGUGUCAAAUAAUGGACAAACAUUUGACUGUAUUGGCAAAAAAGCACAUCGAGACAAAAUUCUUGAAAUUAAAUGCUGAAAAAUCUCCUUUCUUGUGCGAGAGACUGCGCAUCAAAGUAAUUCCCACCGUAGCACUAGUAAAAGAUGGAAAAACAAAAGACUAUAUUGUGGGCUUUACUGAUCUUGGUAACACUGAUGACUUCACUACAGAGACCUUGGAAUGGCGAUUAGGCUGUGCAGACAUAAUUAAUUACAGUGGAAACUUGAUGGACCCACCUUUUCAAAGUCAAAAGAAAUAUGGAACAAGCUUUACAAAGUUGGAUAAGAAGACCAUCAGAGGAAAGAAAUACGAUUCAGAUUCUGAUGAUGACUAGAACAACAGCUAAAUAUAUUUGUAAAUCAUCUUUUGUUUAUGCUUGGUACAUUUCUAAGAGUGUUUUUUAUAAAGCUUACUGCUUUUCAUUACAUCUGCACAUAAUGCUCAUUUUUCUAUACAGUUUUAUAUAACUGAGUCACAGCAGUAAAAGCUCUUUUGUUUUUUUCCUUCUUUUGGAAGUCAUUUGUAAUUAAAAAAAUCUGAGUCCUAACUAAAUAAUGUGGCAAAAGAUGAACUUUGUCUUAAGUAUAAUUUCUUGAAGUGUUUUGAGGUAACUGUUAGAAACAAGUGUACCAAGUCAGACCAAAGGUCCCUCUGGCCCAGCAUCCAGUCUCAGUGGCCAAAAGCAGAUGCACAAGGAAGAGUACAAACAGGGUGGGCAGAUAGCAGUGCUUUGCCAGAAUAUACUUGAGGCAAUCUGUGGUUUGGGGAACUCUGCAUCUGAGAGCAUUUGCUGGUUAAAGUCAUGUAAGGAAUAAAUCUCUUUAAAUUUUCAUAGUAUCCUAGCAUCCACUUCAUACGGCAAGGAGUCCACCGUUUAACUGUGUGUAGGGAACUGCUUCCUGUUUUACUUGAAUCUGCCAGUUCCAGAUUUCUUCUAAUUUUCUUUACUGAAGGAGAUGAUAGACACUUUUAAAAGACAACUUUUCCCUAUCAGUUCCCCUUCCAGCUGUCUCUUCAAAUUUAUUAUUGUAUUACUAUCAGUAAAGCACCACAAAAUGAUUAGUAAAUGAACUGUGCAUUUUAACAAAUGAUUGCUUAUCUUAUGGUGCCAUAUCUUGACACUGAAUAUCUUAACUACAUUGCACUAUAAGUGGUAAAAACAGUCGUAACUUAAGAGAAUUCUGAGAAGGAUGGUCAAAAGAAUGCCCUUUUACCUUCUAUGUAUACUGCAUGUGAAAGCUGAUACAGCAGGCAAUAGCACAUAGCAACAACCAUAAUAAAAAGGGCCUUGUUCAGAGGUUUGUAUAAUUAUGUGAGUUUGAAUGUGUGGAUUUUAUAGCAGAUGCUUUCUACAAUAGAGUAGAGUAGGGAGAAGUAUUUGGGAGAAACCUAGAUCUGGUUAGAUAUAGCGCAGUUUGCUGUGUAUGGUUCUUCAGCAAUGGAUGGAAUUUUCAAGGGACAUUUUCCUUGGAAUGCAAUUUAAAAAUUUCUGGCUAGGUGAGGAGUUGAUAAGCUUUCUUUUUGUUUUCAAAAGACCACAAAGUGGUCAGCUGCGUGCUGAAGGACCCUUUUGAAGUGAUACUUUGAAUCUAUUGGCCCAAAAAGCAGCGAAGUGGGUCUAGUCAGUCUUGUUGCCUUGUAGUGAAGAACACUUGUGAUGGGGCCAGCCCAGCAAUAGAUCUCAUAAGUUUUAAAACUUAUAUUUUAUUUCUGUUCAUGUACAUUGAAAUAAAAUUAUUUUCAUUCUAA